CUCUCUUUUUUUUUUUAAUCUCUCUUUUAUGUCUUAAUAACCCCCCCCUUUGUCUUUACUUGCUUCUCUGUUUUUCUUUCUAAGAACACAGAAAAACACCCAAACGAAUUUUUAAUAGAACAAAGCAAAGAAAACGAAGAAAACCCAGAGAAAGGCAUAAAGGAAUAAUUAUCUACUCCAUAACAUAAAAAUAUAAGUUUGUGUAAGGUGGUGGUAGAGAAAAGAUUUAAAUGAUAAGCAAAGCAAAGGUGAGAAGUGAAGAGUUGAACUCGUGCUUUGAGAAGCUGCUGAUGGUUGCUGCUGGAAAUAGUGGCGUGGGAGUUAGGAUGGAGGGAGCGGUGAUCACUGAGUGGAAAGAUAUUCCUAUGGAGCUGCUGUUGAGAAUUGUGCCUCUUGUCGAUGAUCGGACUGCUAUUGUUGCUUGCGGUGUUUGUUGUGGGUGGAGGGAUGCUAUUUGCUUCGGUCUCACACAACUCAGUCUCUCAUGGUGCAGAAAGAACAUGAACAACUUGGUUCUCUCUCUUGCUCCUAAAUUCACCAGAUUGCAAACUCUAAUACUGCGUCAAGAGUAUCCGCAACUCGAGGACAAUGCUGUUGAGGCUAUUGCAAACUUUUGUCAUGAUAUACAGGAGCUGGACCUAAGCAAAAGUUUCAAGCUUAGUGAUCACUCUUUGUAUGCAUUGGCCCGUGGUUGUCCUAACAUUACAAAGCUUAAUAUCAGUGGCUGCACAUCUUUCAGUGAUGGAGCUCUUGAAUAUUUGACUAACUUUUGUCAAAAACUAAAAAUAUUAAAUCUCUGUGGAUGCGUUAAAGCUGCAACUGACCGUGCAUUGCAGGCUAUUGGACGAAACUGCAAAAUGUUGCAAUCUUUAAAUCUGGGAUGGUGUGAUAAUGUUGGUGAUAUAGGAGUGAUGAGUCUAGCUUAUGGAUGCCCUGAUCUCAAAUGCCUGGACUUGUGCGGCUGUGUUCGCAUAACAGAUGAUAGUGUGAUUGCGUUGGCAGAUAAGUGCCUCCAUUUAAGGUCACUUGAUCUGUACUAUUGUCGCAAUAUCACAGACAGGGCGAUGUACUCGCUGGCUCACAGCCGAGUGAAUAACAAGCCUUCGUUAUGGCAGUCCAUGAAGGGUAGAUAUGAUGAGGAAGGUCUUAGAAGUCUGAAUAUAAGCCAGUGUACUGCACUGACUCCUUCAGCCGUACAGACAUUAUGCGAUACGUUUCCAGCCCUUCACACUUGCUCCGGAAGGCAUACCCUUGUCAUGAGUGGCUGCUUGAGCUUAACAUCAGUGCAUUGUGCUUGUGCGGUCCAAGCUCAUCGGACACUCAACACUAUUCCCCAUACUGCUCAUUGAAGGGGAUUUCAAUGUUGAUAUUGUAAGUAAAUGUACUUAUCCAAGGGCUUAGGCCAAAGAAGAGAGAGAGAGAGAGAGAGAAAAGAUGAGAUCUCCUGUACGUAGGGUUGUUUUGAAAUAUAUAUUUAUCAUCUUGUUGGACAGCAUGGAUUCUAUGCACUUUAUAUUUGGGUCUGGUUUUCUUCCAUUACUUUGAUCAAUCUUUAUUCACAAGUAUGACUUUACAAUUUAUGUAGUCACGUGAAUGGUAAUGAGAAUAUAUGAGCCGGAUUUUAAUCCUUA
Messenger RNA from Gossypium raimondii (Peruvian cotton), 1631 nucleotides. RefSeq names its product F-box protein SKP2A. The transcript is spliced from 5 exons. Gene Ontology annotation, molecular function: protein binding. Gene Ontology annotation, biological process: SCF-dependent proteasomal ubiquitin-dependent protein catabolic process. NCBI's taxonomy places the organism in Eukaryota, Viridiplantae, Streptophyta, Magnoliopsida, Malvales, Malvaceae. The record is from RefSeq and is a predicted model, not a curated record. Gene Ontology annotation, cellular component: SCF ubiquitin ligase complex. The coding region runs from base 231 to 1349 and encodes 372 amino acids.